Molecule: messenger RNA, 2283 nt
Organism: Haemonchus placei
Lineage: Eukaryota; Metazoa; Nematoda; Chromadorea; Rhabditida; Trichostrongylidae
Source: the annotation of a GenBank genome assembly
GGUCACUUCGAUCGACCUGUUGUGGCUUCAGUGCUCCGUACAGAAAGUGAUCGUGUACCACAUGUUCUUGUCAGCCAGGCAAGCACAGAUUUGCGUAGAACACGUUCCGAGAGCGAAUUGUUGCCGAAAGCACUAGAUUCCAUAUCAGUAUGUUCGUCGGUGUCGGGUGUUAUAGAAGAUGAAAUAAUUUCAGUCUACACUAUGAGCUCUCUUGGAAGUGAGCCAACCAACGAACAUGUGGUGCCAUCAAUUGAUGACAUUGUUGAUCAUAAUGGUACUCUCACUCCGGGUAUACUCACCCCGCGUGCGAAGGACGACACCUUAACGCCGGGAAUGACAAUGGCAAAUGUGGAAAAAGAAAUGGAGGCAGCUGCGCUUUUACCACCAACUACACUGGGAGGUCAAAUGGUACGUUACAUGAUAUCGAAUAAAGGCAAAGGAGUUUUUCAGGCUGAAAGCAUAAGUUCCAUUGCUUCAUCCUUCUCACUUGCAACAGAGGAUGGCGCCGAAGACGAGGGUGGUCUCAAUCGCAAUCGACCAGCUAGCACGAGGAAGCAACGCCUUCAUGUUGCUUUACAAGCAAGUAAGCGUAAGGUGCUGGACCUGAUGCAAAAGCGUCGUCCUGUAACCCCGUCAGCCGGCUCUGAUAACGUCGAAAUGGGUGCGGACGCUGGAGAUUUGGAGGGUCCCGCUGACCCUGACAGGGAGUCUCCUCUACCAUCAACUGGAAAACGCAGUCCAGUUGAAAUGCAAGUUGUAGAUAAGAAGGAAAAGCGGAAGAAAAGUAAAAACCGGUCUCCAAGUAUUCGUCAAGCACAGCCAAGUCAGGGCGUGCAAGACUCGCCAACGUCAUCUCUUGGUUUUGCUCGAUCGAAAACGACCAAAUCGGUUCAUUUCCGUGAGAAUGUUCUUUGGGGCCAAUCCCUUCACUACGAAUUGGACGGAACUUCUUCAUCUUCUCCAACCAAAGCAUCAUGUAAAUACUUGAACGUCACCAUCCAUGCAAAGGAAGCUCCCGUAACGACACCGACUGCUCCCUCCGACUCACCACCAAGCGGUACCCAACCUGCACCAAUAGCAGAACUGGAACCACCAAAGCCAAUUCUUCUAGGCUACACCUCACUUUAUGUUCCACAAAUACUUGAUGAUUGUCAAAUGACGUUAUCGAACUGCCAUCGUGAAGUGUAUCAACUGAAACCUCCAACAGGGAUUCAAUCCAUCAAUGAACCCUUGUCGUCCGAGUUUUCUCGUCAUGCCGGUCACGAUCCUCGCCUAUGCUACGGUGAUGUUACACUUGGUUUCCGCUUUUUCCCUGGAGGAUUACCGGCAGGUGCUGGAGUUGUGGGAACUGAAGAGAGUGAUGAAGAACUACGGGUUGAAGAAACACUGGAAGGCGCAAAAUCUGGCGUGGUCCCUUCAGCAAUGGUAAAUCCACCAAACCCACAUGAGUGGAAGCCUUGGAGCAGUAAAACUGGUAGUGCGAUAUGUUCGAUGUGCCGAGGGAAGAUUUGGUUGAAAAGUGCCAGUUGCUGCCAACGAUGCCUUGUUAUCUGUCAUCAUAAAUGUGUUGAAAGAGCCGCAACCGGGAUAGCCUGUACGCCUCAUGCGAUCGCUCAAGCGGAUGCCCAAUUCGCCGAGCUUGAUGUCGAUGCGGGUGACCAAAAAGCUGAAUGUCCAACGAGCGUAAUUUCCGCAACUCCGCAGACAACACAGCCUCCUGCGACAGCAAAAGCCGAGGAUGUUGAGCUCACAUCACGUCGCGUAAGGCUCCGAAAUAAAGUGACAGAAAAGUUCUCGUCAUGGAGACGAGGUGCAAAGCCAGCGGCGAAGUUAGACCUGGAUGGUCAUCGUGAUUCACGGGCUUCUGAAUCAUCAGCAGGCACUGCUUUGGAAGGUGAAGAGAUGCUGAGUCCGAUGGCUAGCAUACAAGACUGCCUGGCAGAUGUGCUGCCAACAUUGGAUGGAUCUCCGUUUAUUCGAAGUUUAUAUUUUCAACCUGGUAAUGCCUAUAAUGAACAGACUAUAAGUCACGCGAAGGUGCUUGGAAGAGAGAUCUUUUCCAAUCUGAAAGGAGAAGAACGAAGGGCUAAAAUUAAUGAGCAGAUUGAUCGAAUUCAACUUGCAAUAAGAGAGACGAAAGAUGGAAGAUUAGAAGCCAUGAAGAAGGAAGGAACGGAUGGGAAGUCUGGUGCAACGUUUGAGGGGCUAGACGAACGUCUUCAGGCCUUGGCAGUACUUAUGCUUCAUUACUGUGCAGCUCUUCAGGUUAGCUACUUUGAAUAG